UUUUCCCUAAUGGCAAUAUUAACUGUAAAAGAGUUAGAAUCUGAUAAGAAAUGUGAGCGUUCGAAAAUGUUUGGCGAAUACAUAGACAAUUCAAUACGUGCGCUUGUGGCAAUCUUUGUUGCUGAUUUUCUGAAGCGGUCAGCUAAUGCUUUUAUUGAAUAUGUUUGGCAUCUGAACAACUACCAUAUUGAGGGUCGCAAUAUAGCAAUUUUAAAGCGCGUUUAUACUUAUAAUAUAAAAUCAAUAUGCUUGGCGAUCGCUGUAGUGAUCGGUGGACUGAUUCGAUUUGGAAGCACCAGAAUUUUGCCGCAGUUUUUGUGGCACAACUCUCUUCUGAUCUACAUCCCAAUUUAUUGGAUCUUCAUUUUGGCUCAAUUGAACUACUCACCAUUGGAUUAUGCCCACUGGAUACGCGAUUCGCAUGGACUAGACUUUGCUGAGGGAAUGGCCUCUAAUUACUUCCAUGGUUAUUUGAAGAUCGCUUUGCCUGAAGAAAAUGGCUUGCGGAAACGAAUGCGCGACUAUGAAGACGCUCAUGGAAUAACGUUUGGACUGCAUCGACUGAUUAUACUUAUACCAGAUGAGAUGUUUGUGGACAACAAUUUAAAAGGCCGCUUACUAGAGAAUGCUGAUCCUUUAGAAACUAAAUUUAUAAAUCGAGCAGGAGUGAAUCGACCUUAUAAGCAUUCGGUUUAUAGACUGAGCCCUGAGGUACAUGGCAAGCCAUAUUACUUUGCUGUGGAAGGUGCAACACCAAUGCUAUCAUUCUUUGAUGCCCUAAACUCUCAGAUCUCUAAUACUUGGCAAAUGCGAGAAAUGAAACGAGAAAUCUGGCUAAAAUUCUCAAAGCAUCUAAAGAUGUUAGUCAACAGUUGGCCGGAAACGCGGCGCGAGGUCCAGCUAAUCAUUUAUAAUUCUCACAAUACAAAGGGGGAACUGGUAGAUGUUGGAGAACUUCUUGCUCCUUACGCAUUAUCAUCGAAAAAUGAUUAAGUUAGUUUUAAAAAUGUUGAAUGACUAUGUAUGUGCAUU
Molecule: messenger RNA, 1032 nt
Organism: Drosophila busckii
Lineage: Eukaryota; Metazoa; Arthropoda; Insecta; Diptera; Drosophilidae
Gene: Sting
Exons: 4
Coding region: 10-993 (327 amino acids)
Biological process (GO): positive regulation of macroautophagy; reticulophagy; positive regulation of type I interferon production
Cellular component (GO): endoplasmic reticulum membrane; autophagosome
Molecular function (GO): cyclic-di-GMP binding; 2',3'-cyclic GMP-AMP binding
Source: RefSeq, a predicted model, not a curated record